Hydatigera taeniaeformis is the source of this 2004-nucleotide messenger RNA. Lineage: Eukaryota; Metazoa; Platyhelminthes; Cestoda; Cyclophyllidea; Taeniidae. The record is from the annotation of a GenBank genome assembly.
AUGCUGAGAAAUGAUGAUGAAGCAUCAUUUAUCAAAACAACGAAAAAAUUUGAAAGACUUGGAGCAAUUCGUGAACAAAAUGUGCAUGUUGUGAGGGGACAUAAGUUCUUACCACGAUUUUUUAAACAGGCAACAUUUUGCGGGCACUGCACUGAUUUUAUUUGGGGUUUUGGAAAACAAGGUUUUCAGUGUAAGGUAUGCUGUUUUGCGGUUCACAAGCGCUGCCAUGAGCUUGUCCUUUUUCCUUGUCCUGGGUCGGAUAAGGGCCCUGAAACUAAUGUAUAUCGAAAAUCUCACUGUUUUAAAAAGCAUACAUAUACUUCCCCUGCCUUUUGUGAUCAAUGUGGAACACUUCUUUAUGGUAUUGUCAAUCAGGGCAUCCGAUGUGAAGCUUGCCAACUAAAUGUCCAUAAACAUUGUGAGCAAUAUGUCCCAAGACUGUGUGGCAUUGAUCAUACGGAAAAACGUGGUCGAAUAUACUUAAAAGUUGCUCAUGAAAGAUCCGCCUUGGUCGUUUUUGUUAAGGAGGCAAAAAAUCUUGUUCCUAUGGAUCCAAACGGACUAGCGGACCCAUACGUUAAGAUUAAGUUGACCUGUGAUGGCGAAAGGAAUCGAAAGUUCAAAACAAAGGUGGUAAAAGCUUCUUUGAAUCCAGAGUGGAACGAAACAUUUACAAUAGACAUAGCUCCGGAAGACGAGUCGAAACGUUUGAUGAUUGAAAUGUGGGAUUGGGAUCGUGCCUCCCGAGACGAUUUUAUGGGUGCUCUCUCGUUCGGUGUGUCGGAGAUUAUCAGACGCCCUGUCGACUGUUGGUUUAAGUUGCUGAGUAGGGAGGAGGGCGAAUUCUACUCCAUUCCUUGCUUCGAUGCAAAGACGAACGCCAUGUUGAAUAUGAAUCGUGCCAAAUACGAGGCGAGUUUGUCGAGUUUACUAAAUAACUCCAACGGCACCAAUCCGGGCAGAGACGACAACCGAGUACAGAGUAAGCAGGAUACGCUUCGGGUCACAGAUUUCAGGUUCCUUCGAGUUCUUGGGAAAGGAAGCUUCGGAAAGGUGAUUCUGGCAGAACAUAAGAACACCGACGAGGUGUAUGCAAUCAAAGUGCUGAAGAAGGACAUCAUAAUCCAGGAGGACGAUGUUGAGUGCAUUAUGGUGGAGAAGAGGGUGUUGGCCCUCCAACAAAAGCCUCCAUUCAUAGUACAGCUUCACUCCUGCUUUCAAACUAUGGAUCGAUUGUUCUUCGUCAUGGAAUUCAUUAACGGUGGAGAUUUGAUGUACUGGAUCCAGCUUGUUGGCAAGUUUAAGGAGCCCGUUGCUACAUUCUACGCAGCCGAGGUAGCUGUUGGCAUGUUCUUCCUUCAUUCUCAUGGCAUUGUGUACCGGGACCUGAAACUGGACAACAUACUUCUCGACUUUGAAGGUCAUGUGAAGUUGGCCGAUUUCGGUCUGUGCAAAGACGGGAUUGUUGGAAUGGCAAAGACUCAAACCUUCUGUGGAACUCUGGAUUCUAUAGCACCCGAGGUAAUUCGGCGCCAGCCGUACGGGAUAUCGGCAGACUGGUGGUGUUUCGGCGUAUUCAUUUACGAAAUGCUUGUUGGUCAGCCACCAUUUUCAGGCGAGGAUGAGGAGGACCUCCUUCAAGCUAUCCUCGAAGUAAAUCCCUCCUUUCCCCGCAACCUGUCCAAAGAGGCUCUCAGCAUCUGUCGAGGCUUCCUUAACAAGGAUCCCAACUCUCGUCUCGGCUGCAGUCCAGCAGGUAGUCUAGAAAUCCGCGAUCAUGUCUUCUUCCGAAGGAUAAACUGGGAGCUGAUUGAAUCCAGGGCUAUCCAACCUCCCUUCAAGCCCUGCGUGCGCGACAAAAGGGACACUAGCAACUUCGAUUCCGCCUUCACCGAGUUGCCGACGGAGCUCACACCAACGGAUAAGCUCUUCAUUAUGAACCUCAGUCAAACCGAAUUUGAGGGAUUCUCUUUCGUCAAUCCCGAAUUUGUGAUUGAGGUGUAA